Microdochium trichocladiopsis is the source of this 1837-nucleotide messenger RNA. RefSeq names its product amidase signature domain-containing protein. The record is from RefSeq and is a predicted model, not a curated record. The transcript has 2 exons. The coding region runs from base 56 to 1837 and encodes 593 amino acids. NCBI's taxonomy places the organism in Eukaryota, Fungi, Ascomycota, Sordariomycetes, Xylariales, Microdochiaceae. Gene Ontology annotation, molecular function: catalytic activity.
CUUACAUGGACAAAGGGCAAUUCCCCGAAACUACGUCAUUGAACAGCUUGCAAAUAUGUCGAUAGUCGCCCUUUCUGACGAUACUUCGCAGUCACACAUCGAGAUCGAGGACCUGCACGGCCUGGCUGCAAGCCUCAACUUCAAGAUCACUAACGACAAAGAUGCCGGCGCAUACCUGCUCAUGCUCCGCUCUUUCGAGUCGGUAAUGCAGCACGUGGAAAAGGCCCCCGACUACAUCCACCCUUCCCUCGCGCCACAAGAUGUGCUGGGCGGGCAAACCCGCGAAUACCACAAACCCGACCCCAGCGAUAACCCCAUGAACGCAUGGAGCCACUGCUGCAACCUCGCCGCAGCACGGCCGACAAGCGACCUCCUCAAGGGCCGCAGCGUCGUGAUCAAGGACAGCAUCUCUGUCGGCGGGCUGCCCACCACACUCGGCACGCACCCAGAGAUCCUCAGCAAGGAUGGAGAGCUCCCCGUGUCGCCCAUUGACGCAACAGUGGUGUCGCGGCUCCUGGGGGCAGGCGCCGUGAUCAAGGGCACCUCGACAUGCGAGAACUUCUGCGCGUCGCCACUGUCAUGGACAUCUGCCUCUGGGCCAGUCCACCACCCUCUGCUGCAGGGUUACACGGCCGGCGGAAGCAGCAGCGGCUCCUGCGCUCUCGUUGCUGCGAACGCACUCGUCGCCGUGGGGGGCGAGGACGGCAACGACAGCUACGAGAGCUUCGGCCCGACAGUCGAGCUUGCCAUCGGCACCGACCAGGCCGGCUCGGUGCGCAACCCGGCCUGCUACACGGGGCUGUAUGGUCUCAAGCCAACAUUCGGCCUCGUUCCCUACACUGGCGCGGCGUCCAUGUCGCCGAUGAUUGACCAUCUCGGCCCCAUUGCUUCUUCGCUCGAGGACGUCGCCGUGCUGCUCAAAGUCAUGGCGGGCUGGGACGGGCUCGAUCCCAGGAUGACGCCCGAGUCGCCGACCGUGGACCGGGUGCCGGACUAUCCUGCGCUGUUGGCUUCAUACCGAGCGUCAUUACUCAAACAAUCCGACGACACAGAGCCUGUGCUGAAAGUCGGCCUGCUCACCGAGGCCUUCUCCGUCUCAGGCCUGUCCCCCGAGGUUGCAGAGCUCAUCAAGCAGACCACGCACGAAGCAUUCGCCACCGCCGGCAACGCAAGCGUCACGACAAUCUCGGUGCCAAUGCACACCGAGGGGCCGGUGAUAUGGACCGCCGCAACCCGCCCGUCCAUGUCGCAGUGGCUCUCCCAAGGCCGGCCCUCGGGACACUUGUCCUACCUGGCGCCGCACAUCGCGCCCCAGUGGCCGCCAGACCAGAGGAUGUACGAGCUGCUCAACGUGUCGAACCCGGCGCUGGUCAACAUCCACCUGAGCGGGGCGCUGGCCUCCUCUGCCCACGACUCUCGCGGCUGCAUGAGUGGGCUCGAGGCCAAGGCGCACCGGAAGGUGUUUGAGCUCCGCGCCGCAUAUGACAGGGCGCUGGAGGAGGUCGACGUGCUGGUCUUGCCGUGCACGCCGACGGUGAGCAUGCCGCAUCCUCCUGAUCCUGAUACUCCUCUGGGCGAGAACAACAACGGGGCGCGGAUUCUGGACAGGCUGGCCCCGGCGGUCGGGCUGACGAGCAAUACGUGCCCGUUCAAUGUCACGGGCCAUCCGGCGAUGAGUGUGCCGUGCGGGACGCUGCCUGUUUUCGUCGAAGUAAGUGGGAAGAAGAAGGAGGUGCAGAUGCCGGUUGGGAUGCAGAUCGUGGGGAGGCGGUGGGAUGAUGUCGGGGUGUUGAAGGCUGCUGCGCUGUUUGAGGCCGGAAAGAAAAGGAUAUCGUGA